AGACACAUCCCUUGCUUUUGUGCAGUGUGGUCUGUCUGUUCUCUGCCUGUCCACCAAGUAAAUGAGGAGGUGUUUCGUUAAAUCCGAGCACAGGUACUCGAAUUUCUGUGCGAACUGCUGCCAAGCCAAGUUCCAGUCGGCUGCAGUCUGCUUGACUUGGACACACACAACAAUCUGCUUAAUAGAUUACUCCCAUAACUAGGCAUUUCAUCAGGGAAGAUGGAAUUUGAACUCUCAUGACCAACCUUGAAGAGAAAUAACAGAAACUAGACUGCCUAGGGUGCAAUGGAUAAUGAGAGAGUACAUGGAAAUGCCAGCAAAUCCCUGGGAGCGGAAGGCCAGCCACAUGCAUCUUCUCUAUCAAAUCCGUUGAUGAGUGAUUUUGUUUCAGAAUGGUCUCCUUUACAUGAUGCCUCUAUCCAUGGGCGUCUCCUUGCUCUGAAGAAACUCAUCAAUCAGGGGAGCAGUGUUAACCUCAUUACCGCAGAUCGUGCAUCUCCACUCCAUGAGGCCUGCCUAGGGGGCCAUGCUGCUUGUGCCAGUGUCCUAUUAAAACAUGGGGCUCAAGUGAAUGGAGUCACUGUCGAUUGGCACACCCCCUUGUUCAACGCUUGUAUCAGUGGCAGUGUGGCAUGCCUAGACCUUUUAUUGAAGCAUGGAGCCAGCCCGCAUGCAGCCUGUGAUGUGGCAUCACCCAUCCAUGAAGCUGCUAAGAGGGGUCAUGCUGACUGUAUUGAAUCCCUUGCAUCUCGUGGAGUAAAUAUAGACCACAACAUUGACCAUCUGGGCACUCCGCUUUAUAUUGCCUGUGAGAACCAGCAGGUAAACUGUGCCAAGAAGUUACUUGAGUCAGGAGCAAGUGCAAAUCAUGGCAAAGGCACGGACUCCCCUCUCCACGCAGCUGCCAGGAAUGCCAGUGCUGAGCUGGUGAACUUGCUGAUUGAUUUUGGAGCAGAUGUUCGGGCGAGGAAUGCAGAAGGCAAAAAGCCAGUGGAGCUGGUUCCACCAAACAGUCCCUUAACACAAGUAUUUGUGCAGAAAGAAGGAGGCUCUAACAUGCAUCUCAAGAGAUGGUGCAACAAGUAUAUGUGCUAAGUCCUACCUUCUAAGGUCCUACUUAUGUACUACAUAAUCAACCUAUCCAAUCAGUAGGACCAAAUCUUAUUUCUACUUUUUUUAAAGCAGCUACUAUCUAUCUGUAAAUCACAAUGGUUACAACACCCUCCCCUGCCCCCAUUAUUUUUUUUACAGGGUAAAAAUUACCCUCAUGAAUUCUGAGGGAAAAGUUAUUUACCAUUUACUGGACAGAUUGGAAAAUUUUCUCUAGCUGAUACAGUUAAUUAUUAUUGUAAUAUAUCGUUUUAGGUUUUCUCAUUGAGUUAGGAAACUAUAUUUAGUAUUGCAACCUGGACUUUCAGAAGGAAUAUAGUAAAAGAAUAGGUAAGGUACCUUGCUGGAGUCCAGAGGAGUAAGUGUGAAUUCUUCUCCAGACUCAUGCCAAAGGCUUUCUCUACUUUGACCCACCUGCAAAUGGGGUCUUGUUUGUUCAGUCUGGGAAAUCAAAGGCAGCCAUAUGUGAUGCUCCUCACAUCACCCCUUUGUGUGCUCUUAGCUAUAUAAGCCAGGCUGCUAGGCUUCGGGGAACAUUCGAGUCCCUCUUUUUUAACCUGAACAUUCAUUAUAUUAAACAAGAUGUUGUUAACAUGAUCCAUGACAACAAUAAUCUAGUUCUAUGCUGGUGUGAGUACCGAGGUCAGUAGUUAUAUCAAUGUAAAACUGGAGUGAUGCAAUAAGAAAUCAGACUGUGUGCAUCUAAUACAUAAUGUUAAUAAUCACAUGGUACUGUAUGCAGCAACCAUUUCUAUUUCCUAUGUAAUCUGUUGUACACAAAGCUAUAAUGUUAGAGAGCUCAAAUCCUCUCUACAUUAUGCUUCUGACUCAUGCUGCAUUUGUCCUGUUUAUCUGAGAUAGUUUAUUAUCUCACACAUGCUUCAGAGCCACAUGAAAUGUUGCAUGGGAUAGACGGUAAUUAAUACUUUUAAGUGAAUUUCUGAUUUAUGUGUGAUUGAAGUCAGUAAUUAAAAAACUGAAGAGCAUUUUGCUGCUGAGGAGUAUUUUCCAAAUCUUCAAAAUCCCUUACCUGAGUAAGUUUCAGGUUUGCUGGCAGCUGAUUUUUAAAUUGUUGGUUCAUACAGCUGAAGCCAUGCUAAUGCCAUUCUCUUGUUUAACUCUGAAGUUCCAUUCCUGCAGCAUUACUUCCUUCUGGCUUAACUCAGAUUCAUUCAACAAGCAUCAUGGUUUCCAGCAAUGGCAGCAGGUGAGCUAUACUAAUUUCUCCAACCCUGUGUUGCUUCUUUUAUUCCAAUAGAUGCACCUGGUGAAUCAGACUUGGCUUUCCUUCUGUUGUCUUUCCCUUUACUAGACACAUUUUGGAAGGCUUCAGCUACCAAUUCAUUGGAAGAGCAAGGUCUAGCUAGGGGAUUUUGCUACCCUAAGCUAAUUGACCAAGGUUUCAACCCACAGUCCCUAAUUCAGUAUUUUACUGCAGCAGCUAGUGGCCAUGUGUGAUAAAAACAGCCUUGUAUGUGGUCUGGAGAGAACUAAAUAAAGAAACAAAACUGAAUCACAGGCUUAAAAGAAUGAGCUCCUUCAUCCAAUUCUCUAGGCAAUGGGAUUGAUUUUUUUAAAGUAAACUUUUCUGUUUCUUUUUUUCUUUUGUUGGGUAAAAGCUUUCUGCUUUGGGAUUUUUAUGAACUUUUAAGCACUUGAAAGGCAAGAUAACACGUUUAAGGUAAUAACACAAAGACCACUUUAUAGUGCGAUGGGCCAGCUUUGUUUCCGUCAACUGCAGUUCCAUCAGUUCAAGUAGGACCAGAAGUAAGCCCUAAUGUGUAAGCUGGAUCCUCCACUUUGCACUUUUUGUAGUUUGUAAAGCUUGUGCAGAGUAAUUCAAAAUGCUGCUGUUCUGACUUGGGAAGUCUUGCAUUUCUCUUGCAUAGGCAUAAAGGGCUACAUAAAAUAGAAGAGAGUAGAUUUCCGAGCCCUGUGUAUCGAUCAGUUUCUUUAGUGCUUUUUUGAGGCACUUGUCUGCCGGCUGACAAGGCCCUAGUCCGAAAGGGAGCCCAGCCAGCUGUGAAGAACUGUUGGGAAAGUGGUGGUUAGUGUGUGGGAAGGACUCAGAAAACAGCUGCUUUUGAAGCUGCUAGUCUAGUGCACAGUCUUUUUAGCACCAGCUGUUUCCAUUGGUACUUUCCUCUUGCUUACCCACAGUUACUAACAAUCCAGCGAGAAAUUCUUUGGUUACCACAAAUUCUUUUAUCUUACACUUUCAUUUCUAAAAUCUUAACCAAGACUUUUUUUUGAGCUGGCCACAUUAUCUCUGAUUCGCCUUUGCUCUCUAAAACACCUCUCAUAAAGCUGCUGUACUCUUAUACUGCUUGUACCCGUCCCACAUUGGUACUUUCUAUCUUCCCCUGCUUGUCUGUGUUCCUUAUCUACUCUUGUAACUUUUGUGGAGUUCUCCUUACUGCUGUGCUUUAUCAGAUAGCUAUACGAAUAACACACUGCGUGAUUAAAUAUUAAAAUUGUAAUUGUAGUUCAAUAUGUUAUAUCCUUAAUGAGAAGGAUAAGCCCUCCAGUGAGCAUGUUAUGCUAUUAUACUUAAAUAAACCACAUUGAUUCCUUAACAGGACUUGUUUUAUCAGCACGGGGCCAUUUAAUCUUGAAGGUUUAAAUAAGGGAUUAUAUAGUGUUUCUCUUGCUUUGUGUUUAUCACUGCUGUACAGUUAGGAAAUACUUCUGGAGAAAGCAGUGGACUGCAAACUUGAAUCUCACUCAGUGGGAAAGGAUUUUGAAGGAAACAUUAAUCAUCUCUUAUUUUUAGACAACAUAAAAUUCUUAACAUUUGUUAUACAGCUUAUAGGAAAAUAAUGAAACUAUUAAUCAUGGGUGCAUAAUGAUUGGGACUGACUGGCUGAUUCAAAGACAGCAUUUUGUGUCUGUAUAUUCUGGGACUGAGUUUUCCACCCUUACGUCUUGCAUGAUCAUUUAAAUGUACAUGGUGACUUAAAUUGUUACCACUAGUGUGAGUGAGGGGAGAAUUCUGGUUUGGUGGUAUGAUACCCAUUUUGGACAGCUAUAAAUGACUAUACAGUUUUAUAUCCAUAUAUUUUAUAAAUAGAUUUGUGUAGCUGA
Molecule: messenger RNA, 4194 nt
Organism: Alligator mississippiensis (American alligator)
Lineage: Eukaryota; Metazoa; Chordata; Crocodylia; Alligatoridae
Gene: ASB9
Product: ankyrin repeat and SOCS box containing 9
Exons: 7
Coding region: 286-1095 (269 amino acids)
Biological process (GO): positive regulation of protein catabolic process; protein ubiquitination; intracellular signal transduction
Molecular function (GO): protein binding
Source: RefSeq, a predicted model, not a curated record